Messenger RNA from Cicer arietinum (chickpea), 2555 nucleotides. RefSeq names its product sister chromatid cohesion 1 protein 3. NCBI's taxonomy places the organism in Eukaryota, Viridiplantae, Streptophyta, Magnoliopsida, Fabales, Fabaceae. Gene Ontology annotation, molecular function: chromatin binding; protein binding. The record is from RefSeq and is a predicted model, not a curated record. Gene Ontology annotation, cellular component: cohesin complex. Gene Ontology annotation, biological process: sister chromatid cohesion; replication-born double-strand break repair via sister chromatid exchange.
AAAAGCACCACUUCAAAAUUCAUUUCGUGGUAUCGCGCGCCAAAAUUGUUUCCUAAAAACCACCCACUUCCAUACAUCAAUUAAAAUCAAUAAAAACCCUAAUUACGAAAACCUUACCCCCAAUUUAUCUACACUGUUCUUCCCUCUCUCGCUCUCUCUCUCACUCUCACAGUCUCACAUAUUAACAUUAACAUUAACAUCCAAGAAAAGGAACAAGAAGAAAAGAAGAAGAAAAAUGUUUUAUUCUCAAACAUUUUUAGCCCGAAAAGGACCACUCUCAACAGUUUGGAUCGCUGCUCAUCUUCAACACAGACUCAAGAAAUCUCAGUACACUUCCACUGACAUUCCCUCCACUGUUCAACAUAUAAUGGACCCUGGAGUUCCCAUUGCAUUGAGAAUGUCAGCUCACCUGCUAUUAGGUGUUGUCCGUAUAUAUUCAAAAAAAGUUGAUUAUCUUCUUACCGAUUGCAAUGCUGUUCGAACUGUUUUGUACAAAGUAUUUGCUUCUGUAUCAAAUAAUACUUUACCUGAGGACGCAAGACAGGCACCUAUUAAUUCUAUAACUAUGCCAGCCACUUUUGACCUUGAUGCACUUAACUUGGGUGAUGAAAUAGAUUAUAACAGGUAUGAAGAUGUUCACACGAGGAGUCAAGAAGAGAUUACUCUAGAAGAUCGGACUCCUAUUGUAAUGGAUAAUUAUGUGACCAUAUGUUUUGAUGAGGAUAUGGCAGUUAAUUCUUCAAACACACAAUUGCCACCGGAUAAUGAGGCAAGACCAAUGGAGGAAGACAUUAUUCACCAAUCUCCGUCGACAGAUGUAGUGGGUGUUCAAGAUGGUGGUCCAAGUUUCCAUAGAGAGUCACAUACUCCCGAUCAUACUUUUGAUCACCUACAUGCUUUCAGUGACUUUGGCGAUACGAAUCAUCCGUUAGCAACACAUGCCAUGCCAGUGGAAGGUCUUCGUGAUGCCUCCAUAGAUAAUGAUACUAUUGGAAAUCCUCCAGACCUUGGGUUUAAUGAUACUGAACCAAAUAUUGGUCUCAAUCAAACUAUGAAUGAAAAAGAUCAAAUUCUUGAAACGAUUGAUGAGAUACGUCCUGAACCCACACCAACUCAACAAGCUGGACCAUCAACUCCAGUUGCUUCUCAAGAUGGUGCCUCAGAUGCACAAGUUUGUGGAGGUCAAGCUUUUCAGUCAACUUUAAUGCAUAGUUCUGCCAAUUUUGGGGUCAUUCCUAGCCCUCUGUUGGAACAGGAGCAACAACAAGAAAGAGAAAGAGAGCAACCGCAAGGAAGAGGAAGGAAGAGAAAACAAUUCUUCGAUAAUCCCAUAGUGUUAACAAAUAGAUUCAUGAGGGAAAGUCUUAAUAAUACUCGCAAUAUACUACGUCAAAGAAGGGAUGUUCCUUCCUCUGCUUUCGGUACAUGGAAAUUGAACAACAGUCGAUUAAAGGAGCAGAUUUUUUACCAACCUAUAUUUCCAGGGUUAUGCCAGGAUCUAUUAAACAUACACAAUAGGGAAUAUAUAUGUUCAAAACCCCACUUGGUCAUCUCCGAGGAAGAACGAAUGGAAGAUCACAUCGAUGUUGAUAUUUGCGGUGCUCCUCCAAUUAACCAAAUCGCGGAAGAGGCAACUGCUACUGCAACUGAUAAUAAUGUUCCGACAUCUAGUGUGGAUAUUGAUAUUGAAAUUGAACACCUUCGUUCCGUUGCUGAUGCUCCUCAUCCCACUAUUCCAGAUCAAAGUAUAGAUAUUGAACCCAUUAUUGAAGGUAUUAGCAAGAGCCCUGUUAAAGGAUAUGUUGCGACUCCUAGUUCCGUUCCUGAGAUGGUGCCCAUACCUCAUAUUGCAACAUCAGCUGGUGUUCAUAUACGGGAAAUGGAAACCCCCAGCACAUACCGAGAUGACAAUGACACAUAUCGUGAUGUUGAUGAUAUUCUUCAGAACUAUGGCCUUACAGAUACUUAUCAAUUGAUCAAUUCUCCAGAAAAAGAAGAGCUUUGGUUUUUGGAAGAAGAGAACAACACACCAUCCAGUUCACAGAGAGGUUCACAGAGUACAAGUAAAAGUAUUAGCACAUUGUCUGGGAGGACUAGGGGUGUAGCCCAAUUUUUAAAAGAUUAUUCUCCAUGUACCCCAAUUUCGGAGGUUCCAGCCGAAGAUUUCAGCUUGAACAAGAUUUUGGAAGGAAAAACUAGAAAGAUUGCCGCUCGGAUGUUCUUUGAAGUAUUGGUGUUAAAGACUCGGGGAUUUAUUGAUGUACAGCAAGAGAAUCCUUAUGAUGAUAUCAGCCUCAAGGUGACAAAAGCACUUUCAAAUGGUAAACAAUGAUAUUUUUCCUAGUUUAUCUGUGGAGUGCCUGAUGUACAUAGGCAAUCUAGCUGUCAAUUUUAAUUAUGUUUUCAAUUUACCGAUUCUUUAGCAAAAAAACUCAGUUAGAUGAUUCUUAGAUUUUGAGACUUCUAGUAGAAACUAGUUUUCAUUUGGCAUAAUGAAGUAUGUAUAUUUUUCAUUAGAGUAAAUUAUAGGUUUAAAUCCUUCAAGUCUUUCUUCA